Molecule: messenger RNA, 1303 nt
Organism: Cucurbita moschata (crookneck pumpkin)
Lineage: Eukaryota; Viridiplantae; Streptophyta; Magnoliopsida; Cucurbitales; Cucurbitaceae
Product: SEC14 cytosolic factor-like
Exons: 11
Coding region: 88-1092 (334 amino acids)
Source: RefSeq, a predicted model, not a curated record
UGUAAGAUCUUAGGUUCCCUUUCUUGUCCCGACCCUUGUUCUAACACAGACUGUCGCAUUCAAGCAUCGUCAUUCUCGUACUUCACGAUGGGUAUCAAUUCUCAGGAAGCGAUCAAGAAACUCAAGGCUUUGAUGGAUCAUGUUGAUCAGCCAUUGAAGAAAUCCUUCCAGAAUCUUCAUCAAGGAUUCUUGAUGGAAACGCUGGAGCGUUUCCUAAAGGCACGUGAAUACGAUGUCAGCAAAGCCCAUAAAAUGCUGGUGGACUGCUUAAAAUGGAGGGUGGAGAAUGAGAUUGACAAGAUAUUAAGGAAGCCAAUAUUUCCUGCUGAUGUCUACAGAGCAGUGAGAGAUUCACAGCUUGUGGGACUCUCGGGUUACUCAAAAGAGGGCCUUCCUGUAUUUGCCAUCGGCGUUGGGCUCAGCACAUUAGACAAAGCAAAUGUGAACGACUACGUGCAGUCACACAUACAAAUCAACGAGUAUCGGGAUCGUGUUGUUCUGCCUUCGGCAUCAAAAAAGUAUGGACGCUCUAUCACCACCUGCGUGAAGAUCUUAGACAUGACUGGUCUGAAGCUAUCAGCCCUUGGCAAUGUAAAGUUAUUGACAAUUUUAUCAACCAUUGAUGAUCUGAACUACCCUGAGAGGACGACUGCUUACUAUAUUGUAAAUGCACCUUACGUUUUUUCAUCCUGUUGGAAGGUUGUCAAGCCUCUGUUGCAUGAAAGGACAAAGAGAAAAAUUCAGGUGUUACCAGGUUGUGGGAGAGAUGAGCUGCUGAAGAUAAUGGAUUAUUCAUCUCUUCCACAUUUCUGCAAACGAGAGAGCUCAUUGUCAUCGUCUCGAUCAUCGGGUCAUCAAGGAAGCCAAAAUUGCUAUUCCUUGGACCAGCCAUUUCAUCAACAGCUAUACAACUACAUCAAGCAGCAAUCCUUGAUGACUGAAGCUGUUGAGCCAAUUAGGAAAGGAUCUUUCCAUGUGAAUCUUCAAGUGCCUGUGUCAAAAAGCAAAGGGGCGGCUAAAACUAUUGAAUCUGAGUUACGGAAGUAUGGCAGUGGGCUUUCUGAUACAUUGAUUGAACUUGAAAUAAUGUAGGGAUGAAUUUCUUUCAUUAAUGGAGAGAUGGUGGAAAGAAAGAUCUGGUUUUACUGAUCCUUACACUGUAUCUCUAUAUGAACAGACCCAGUUUCAUGAUGGUAAAUCCAAAGACUUGUAGAAAUUAACCACUAGAGCAGUUAAGAAACAUGUCUACGAUGUAGCUUGAAAUGUGUCGGGUCAUAUAUAAAGUUGGCUUUUCACAACUAAA